GACAGUCUUGUUGUUCAUGAUUUUUGUUUUCCUCUUGAGUUCAGCAAAGAGCAAAAGCAGUAGAAGGCAGAAGUAGCACUCCUGCCUCAAAGCAAGGAGGAAUUUGCAAAACUCAAAACGGAGGAAGACUUAUGCACCUCUAAGUUAUAGACAAAAGAAAAGAAAUUGAAGAUCAUCUUCUUCCUCUACCAAGCACUAUGUCUCGCCCUGCAUAUAGAAGACCGGAAUACCAAAAAAUUAACAAAGAUCUCUUUGUCCUCACCUAUGGAGCUUUGGUUGCCCAACUUUGUAAGGAUUAUGAAAAAGAUGAAGAUGUGAACAAAUACUUAGAUAAAAUGGGUUAUGGCAUUGGAACACGGCUGAUUGAAGACUUUUUAGCUCGAUCCUGUGUGAGAAGAUGCCAUAGUUAUUCAGAAGUUACGGACAUAAUUGCCCAGGUCGCUUUCAAGAUGUACUUGGGAAUUACGCCAAGUGUCACCUGUAAUAAUGCAAGCAGAAAUGAGUUUUCCCUGAUUCUAGACAAGAAUCCUCUGGUGGACUUUGUGGAAGAGCUCCCUGCUGGGCGAUCUUCUUUGUGCUACUGCAAUUUACUCUGUGGGGUUAUCCGAGGUGCCCUGGAAAUGGUUCAUUUGUCUGCUGAUGUUUCAUUCUUGCAAGACAGACUAAAAGGUGACAAAGUGACAGAAAUAGGAAUAACAUUUCUGAAAAAGCUAGACGAGAAAAAAUAUAGACGGAAAAAAUGAAGAAUAAUGUGCAAAAUGUGACAGAGUGGCUAGUUGAGGAGUGAAUAUUAGUGAAACACAUACAGCUUCAGAAAUUUUGAAUUGCUUUAUAGCAUGAGCUUUGAAAGGCUUAUAAAUCAACCAGAAAUUUAAAAUGCAGAGCAUGUGGAUUUUCUUUUUCAUAUUUUCAACCUCACAUUCAUAGUAUUUCAUAUACAGAUAACUUUCUGCGAUGAAUUCUAUAUAUUACACAAUCCAUCCUCAAGGAGUCUAUUCAUUUCAUUAAUAGGAGAAAAAAGGCACCAUCUAUAGAAACAGUGUAUUAUCUCUAUUUAGUAGGACAAUGGAUGAUUUGAUAGAGCAUAGAGUUCAUUAUAGAGAGACAGUUUCUAGGUAUUGUAUAUUGCAUUCUCCAGAGAAACAGUUCCAAUUUUAACACUUUUCCAUAUUUUCGAGAAAUUAUGGAUUUCAUAUUUCUUAUAUAUUAUCAUAUAGCUUUAACUUCCUGAAGCUACUCUUGAAUUGUAACCACCAAAACAAGCUAUUGAUUUGUAUGCCAAUUCAGAAUCAUUUAAAAAUAGCAUUUAAUUUUUUAUUCACUUAGCUAGAAUUAACAAAACCCCUUCAUUUUUUUUUUCAUGUACUAAUGACAACCAGUGAGGAAAUCUCUAAAAAUGAAUGGUAAAUAAUGUUCUUUGAAGAACACUUUCUAACUCCAAAGUUUAUUUACUUUGAAUUUUUACUAUCAUUUUUAAUCCCCUAAAAAUCUUCCAAAGAAUAUUUUGUCUGUGGUCAGAACAUAUUUCAAAUUCAAAAUGAACCACAUUAUUAAAUAGACAGUAAUCUUUGCCAGACCAUCAGUACACAAGAGCAGCCUUGAACACAGCCCAGAAAUUAGUACUGCAGAGAACACAGAGUACAAGUAAAAGUUAUAAUUAGCAGGGCUCCAUGAAUUAAAACUUGGGUCUGGUAGUGAUAGAGGUCAACUAGGGCUUGAGGAGCCUGAUGAUCCAAUCCCAAUUGUGUUUCCAGUGGCAUCAGCUAAUCCUGACUAGUGUGGCUCAUCCUGGGCAACACACCUCUCUCCCUUUCCUCCCACCCUUUAAACAUGAGGGGAUUGGAUAUGAUAAAUAUCUAAAAAAAAAUAUCAGUGUGUUUGAAUGAUAAAAAUGACCACUGAAAUUCCACAUUUGGAGACAUUAAAAGAUCAUAAGAAAAUUGUUUAUUCUUCAUCUAUCAGUUGUCUCUUUGAAGGCUAUUGAGGUAGACCCAAAGGACCAGAGAGGGUCCCUGAGGCAGCUGCAGCAUCAUGGAAAGUCCUUCAGGUCUGUGGCACAGAAGAUGAGUAUCAUCUGGAAGAAGAUGUCAACUAUCAGAAGGAUAUUAUUUCACAUAUUUUAAGUUCAUGCCUCCAACAGA
This is a messenger RNA of Ictidomys tridecemlineatus (thirteen-lined ground squirrel), 2141 nucleotides long. It is a transcript of the gene Trappc3l, whose product is annotated as trafficking protein particle complex subunit 3L. The record is from RefSeq and is a predicted model, not a curated record. Lineage: Eukaryota; Metazoa; Chordata; Mammalia; Rodentia; Sciuridae. Gene Ontology annotation, biological process: Golgi vesicle transport. Gene Ontology annotation, cellular component: TRAPP complex.